Molecule: messenger RNA, 234 nt
Organism: Colletotrichum scovillei
Lineage: Eukaryota; Fungi; Ascomycota; Sordariomycetes; Glomerellales; Glomerellaceae
Exons: 2
Coding region: 1-234 (77 amino acids)
Source: RefSeq, a predicted model, not a curated record
AUGAGAUUCUCCGCCGCCCUCUCCGUCGCAAUCCUCGCCUCAGCAGGUUUUGCCGCACCAGUUGAUACAGAACAACAUCCCCUAGCAUCUCCGUCACAUGUCUCCAAGGCUCCCGCAGUUGCGGCUAGAGAGGAGGAUCCGAACCUGGGAAGGGCAUGCUUUUGCGCCAACGGAUCGAUUUGCUGCAAUACUUCGGAAGGCCUCGACUGCACACAAGGCUUGUGUGGAUUGUAA